Microtus oregoni (creeping vole) is the source of this 3806-nucleotide messenger RNA. Its product is annotated as stAR-related lipid transfer protein 8-like. The transcript is spliced from 17 exons. Bases 1 to 3675 code for a protein of 1224 amino acids. The record is from RefSeq and is a predicted model, not a curated record. Gene Ontology annotation, biological process: actin cytoskeleton organization; regulation of Rho protein signal transduction; signal transduction. Gene Ontology annotation, molecular function: GTPase activator activity; lipid binding. NCBI's taxonomy places the organism in Eukaryota, Metazoa, Chordata, Mammalia, Rodentia, Cricetidae.
AUGGCGAUGGUGCUGGUGCUGGUGGUGUUGGUGCUGGUCCCGAUGGUGGCAGUGCUGGUUUUGGUGGUGGCGAUGCUGGUGCUGGUGGUACUGGUGCUGGUGCUGGUAGUGCUGGAGCUGGUGGUACUGGUGCUGGUGCUGGUACUGGUGGUGGUGGCGCUAGUGCUGAUGGUGCUGGGAUUGGUGCUGGCGCUGGUGCUUGUGGUGCUGGUGUGCUUCCCGUUGCUGCCGGUGAGGAAGAAUGUCGAUGCCUUCUUCCCCCUGGCAAGAGUACUACGGCUGGACAAAGUGUCAGGAAAGGGACAGAGCAAAGGGCAAGAAGGUUGCCCAGCUUGCUUGCACUCAGGGGGACGGCCCAGGACCCCUGCUAUCACCAUCCUUCUGCAGACUUCCUGCACAGUUCUUAAGCGUCACAGGUCCAUGAAGCAGCCUCUGAGUUUGCCCCACCACUUCAUCCUGUGCCAAGCGGAAGCCAAAAAAGCAUGUGAAUGGCUUUGGGCAACAGGAUUCCCUCAGUAUGCUCAGCUUUUUGAAGGUAAAGCUUAUCACCUGGAUAUUGGCUCUGUGAAGAAGGACUACAGUUUUCUGGACCAGGACUCUCUGGGGGCCCUGUGCAGGAGGCUGAUGACCUUGAACAACUGUGCUUCGAUGAAGCUCGAGGUUCAUUUUCAAUGCAAACAGGAUGAAGACUCCGAAGAGGAAGAACAAUGCACCAUCAGCAGCCACUGGGCCUUUGAGCAGGAAAGCAAAUGUGGGUCCCCCAUGGGCUCUUCUGCCCUGCUGGCCCCACCAAGCCCCAGCCUUCUGGGGACCUCAAGCUGUGAAAGUGUCCUCACUGAGCUCAGUGCAGCCUCCCUGCCUGCCAUCUCUGUGAGCCUCUCACCAGAGUCAGCAGACCUGGCCUUGCUAGAUCGUGUCCCCAUCCCAAGUAACCAGCCCUUCCUUAGUCCCACCCAGGGCCAGGAGGCUGCUCAAGACAAAGCAAAGAAGCAUUAUUCUCGAAGCUUCCUCAAGCACCUUGAAUCUCUAAGGAGGAAGGAAAAGGGUGACAAUCGGCAAACAGAGCCUGAGCAAUGCCUGGCCACCUCGGAAAAGGCCACCAAGGCUUCAUCUUUCCGCAGUUGCCGUGGCUUUCUCUCAGCUGGAUUUUACAGGGCCAAGAACAGGGCCGCUACUUCAGCCCGAGGCAGAGAGGGUGAGACGCAGAAGGCCUGGGAGGCUUGGCCCAUAGCCACAUUCCGGCAUCCUCAACCUGUUCGCCGGCGUGACUGCCUGGUGCAUGUGCCUGGAGACCAUAAACCAGGCACAUUCCCUCGUUCUUUGUCCAUUGAAAGUCUUUGUCCAGAUGAUGGCCAUCACCUGGCAGAUUGGAAGCCAGGUAGGUGCUGGGGCUAUGAAGGGCGCCGGGGUUCCUGUGGUUCCACAGGCAGCCAUGCCAGCACUUACGACAACUUACCUGAGCUGUACCCAGCUGAGCCUUUCCAGGCCAAGGCUGAGGCUGGAGAUGAGGAGGGCGAAGGCAGCUAUGCCCAUCUAGAUGACAUCCUGGAGCAUCUGUGGGGGCUGCAGCAACGGGUAGAGCUCUGGUCUCAGACCAUGUACCCGGACCUGAGGCCUGGAGAUAAGGAAGAGGAAGAGGAGGAAGAGGAGGAAGCUGCUUCAUCCAUUGAAAUAGCCACAGCUGAGGUGGAAGGCCAGGAUGAAGAUCUAGCCCAGGCAGAGUCUCAAGUCCUCAGAGAGUUUCCACCCCAAGCCAAGGAGGAAGUCCCACUGAUAAUACUGGCUCAGGCCCCUGCUCUGGUAGAGCCAUUGGUACAGGCCGAGGCUACGGCUCCAGCCCAGGCCCAGGACCAUGAGCGAGAAGCAAACUUGGCUGUCGAGCCUGCUUCUGCCUCCAGCCUGUCUGCGGAAGAAGGACACUCCAUUUCUGACACUGCUGUUUCCUCCAGUGAACUUGACAGCAGUGGCAACUCCGUGAAUGAGGUAGAGGCUGCAGAAGCCCAGGCAGGACUCCAAGCAUCAGUGCCCCGCGAGCGACGUGAUUCAGGUGUUGGGGCCUCACUUACCAGACCAUGCAGGAAACUCCGCUGGCACAGCUUCCAGAACUCCCACCGCCCCAGCCUCAACUCAGAGUCUCUGGAAAUCAACCGGCAGUUUGCAGGCCAGAUCAACCUGCUUCACAAGGGCUCGCUGCUGCUGCUCACUGGCUUCAUGGAGAAGUACACUGUGCCCCACAAACAGGCCUGGGUCUGGUCAGUGCCCAAGUUUAUGAAAAGGAAUAAGACCCCAGACUACCGGGGGCUCCAUGUAUUUGGAGUACCACCCCUCAUUCAUGUGCAGCGCACCGGCCAGCCUCUGCCCCAAAGCAUCCAGCAAGCCAUGCGCUACCUACGGAGCCAGUGCCUAGAUCAGGUGGGCAUCUUCCGCAAGUCUGGGGUCAAGUCCAGGAUCCAGAGCCUGCGCCAAAUGAAUGAGACCUCCCCUGACAACGUCUGUUAUGAGGGCCAGUCGGCCUAUGACGUGGCUGACCUACUGAAGCAGUAUUUCCGGGAUCUUCCUGAGCCCAUUUUCACCAGCAAGCUCACCACCACUUUCCUGCAGAUCUAUCAGCUCCUCCCCAAAGAACAGUGGCUGGCAGCAGCGCAAGCUGCCACCUUGCUGCUCCCCGAUGAGAACCGAGAAGUGCUGCAGACCCUGCUCUACUUCCUAAGUGACAUUGCCUCUGCAGAGGAAAACCAGAUGACAGCUGGCAACCUAGCAGUGUGCCUGGCACCCUCCAUCUUCCACCUCAAUGUGUCCAAGAAGGAUAGCCCUUCUCCCAGGAUCAAAAGCAAACGCAGCCUGGUUGGUCGGCCGGGCCCCAGGGACUUGAGUGAGAACAUGGCUGCCACCCAGGGCCUAUCACACAUGAUCAGUGACUGCAAGAAACUUUUCCAGGUGCCCCAAGAUAUGGUGGUGCAACUGUGUGGUUCAUAUAGUGCAGCUGAACUCAGCCCCCCUGGACCAGCCCUGGCUGAGCUCAGGCAGGCACAGGCUGCUGGAGUGAGUCUCAGCCUUUACAUGGAGGAGAGUGUGCAGGAGCUGCUUUGGGAUGCUGCAGAACGCUUCAAGGGUUGGACCAAUGUGCCAGGGCCCCAGCACACAGAACUGGCUUGUAGGAAGGCACCAGACGGUCACCCCCUGCGGAUGUGGAAGGCAUCCACAGAAGUGGCUGCCCCUCCAGCUGUGGUGCUGCAUCGUGUCCUGCGAGAGCGGGCCCUGUGGGAUGAGGACCUACUGCGGGCCCAGGUGCUGGAAGCCCUGAUGCCAGGGGUGGAGCUGUACCACUACGUCACUGACAGCAUGGCACCCCAUCCUUGCCGAGACUUUGUGGUGCUCAGGAUGUGGCGCUCAGACCUGCCUCGUGGUGGAUGCCUCCUUGUCUCCCAGUCCCUGGAUCCUGAGCAACCCGUGCCAGAGUCUGGAGUGCGGGCCCUCAUGCUUACUUCCCAGUACCUCAUGGAGCCCUGUGGCCUUGGCCGCUCUCGCCUCACUCAUAUCUGCCGCGCUGACCUCAGGGGCCGUUCUCCUGACUGGUACAACAAAGUCUUCGGGCACUUGUGUGCCAUGGAAGUGGCAAAGAUCCGGGACUCUUUCCCCACACUUCAGGCAGCUGGCCCUGAAACCAAGUUGUGAGCCUUAGACUGGUGUUGCCUAGGCCUCUGCUACCAAAGAAAUGAAUGGGAAGAAGAACUGAGACACCCCUAGGGACAGAGCCAGGCCCAGGUGGCCAUCUGCCUGGCAGCUUACAUCCUAAUGCUAGUCUG